Pedinophyceae sp. YPF-701 is the source of this 1491-nucleotide messenger RNA. The record is from the annotation of a GenBank genome assembly. NCBI's taxonomy places the organism in Eukaryota, Viridiplantae, Chlorophyta, Pedinophyceae.
AUGCAGCGCCGCGUGCGUUGCAGUGCCAUCAAGAGCUUGCAGGAACAGCUCAGGAACAAGGAGCGCUCCGCGGUGGAAAUCGCCGAGGAGUUCUUGAAGAGGAUCGCCGCGACCGACAACCAAGUGCGCGCAUUCAUCACGGUCGACGAGGAGGGCGCGAGGAAAGCGGCGGCGAAGAUCGACGAAGCCAUCGCGGCGGGAGCGAACCUCGGACCGCUGGCGGGGAUCCCGGUCACCAUCAAGGACAACAUCUGCGUGCGCGGCCUUCCGACGACGGCAGCAUCCCAGAUUCUGAAAAACUACCGGCCCACCCACGACGCGACCGCGGUCCGGAAGCUGUUGGACGCGGGGGCCGUCCCGCUGGGGAAGACCAACAUGGACGAGUUCGGAAUGGGGUCCUCGACGGAGAACUCGUCCUUCCACGUCUCCUACAACCCCUGGGACGUGUCGAGAGUGUCCGGGGGAUCGUCGGGCGGGUCUGCAGCGGCUGUGGCGGCGCAGCAGUGCGUUGCAUCGCUAGGUAGCGACACGGGGGGGUCGAUUCGGCAGCCUGCGUCGUUCUGCGGCGUCGUGGGCAUCAAGCCCACGUACGGACGUGUGUCGCGAUGGGGCCUCGUGUCGUACGCGUCGUCCCUCGACACGAUCGGUCCGCUCGCGGCCACGGUGGAGGACGCCGCCAUCGUCCUCGACGCCAUCUCGGGCGUAGACCGGUUCGACGCGACCUCGGCGGACACGGCGGGCCCCUCGACGGCGGCCGGACUGCUCUCCGUCGACCAGCUCGGCAGCGCGCCCCUGAAGGGCAAGAGGCUCGGCCUCGUCAGGGAGGCUCUGGGGGAGGGAGUGGACCCGGGCGUGGACGCAGCCGUCCGCGCCGCCGCCGCGCACAUGCAGUCUCUCGGCGCAGAGGUCGAAGAGGUCUCGCUCCCGAUUUUCGACAAGGGGCUGCCUGCGUACUACGUGAUUGCGCUCUCCGAGGCGUCUUCGAACCUGUCCCGCUACGACGGGGUGCGCUACGGAAGCCAGGCGGACGCGGAGGACCUGCGCGGCCUGUACGGCGCGUCCCGGGAGGCGCUCGGCGCGGAAGUACGCCGCCGCAUCCUCAUGGGGACCUACGCGCUGUCCGCCGGCUACUACGACGCGUACUACAAGCAGGCACAGCAGGUCAGGACCAGGGUGCGCGGCGAGAUCAACGACGCCCUGCAGGCGUUCGACGCCCUCAUCAUGCCGUGUGCACCCACCCCUGCGUUCCGCGUCGGCGAGAAGACGAAGGACCCCCUGAGCAUGUACAAGGGCGACCUGAUGACGGUCAACGUGAACCUCGCAGGCAACCCCGCGAUCUCGGUGCCGUGCGGCUUCGUCGAGGAGGGCGGCGUGCGGCUGCCCGUGGGCCUGCAGCUGAUCGGCCGGCAUAUGCAGGAGGCGGACAUCAUCAGCACCGCGGACGCGUACCAGAAGACGGCGAGUCUCGAUCUCGCGCUGCCGACCUUGUGA